CUCUUGAUCAUCAAUCAAGUCGGAGGGCACUCGUUUCAAGAAGGAAAGGAAUAUCAGGACAACUGCAAAUCACUAUUUAGUAUCGGACACCUACUCACAAUCACACUCGAAUCGCAUCCACCAACAUCUGCUUUCAUGUCAAGGUAAGGAAACAUCCAUUCCCCUCAAUAGUGCUUUUUGCACAGGCGGCAAAAUGUUCGACAAAAUUGGCGAAUCAUCCCAACAAGGCAGUCAACCACAACUGCCCAAAUCUCGAUUGCAACUUAGAAGAGAAGAAAGAAUUCGAAAUGAUCCUCAUUAUUUUAAUCCAUUCAAACGAUUAUACAUCGGUCCUUCUCCAGUAACGGCAAAGUCUGCUGCUUCAGUUGCUACAGCGAUAGCACUUGAUGUUCAAAUUGAAAAACCAACAAUGAUUGGAAUAAUCGGAAGUACAGGAACUAUUGCUGCUGCUGCUUUGGCAAGACAGUCUCUUGAUUCUAUCGCUAUUCAAUCACAAAGUGCGGCUGAUGAAGUACCUAGCAUUGAGGCAGGAUCGAUACAUGGCCAAUCCUCACUUGACGGUCCUAGUGGGAACAAUGAACGAAGAUCUUCACUUAAACGGCUGCCUUCCCAUCAGUCUUUACAGACCAACUCAUCUUCUCCAGUAAAGAGAUUUAGAGAACUUUCACCGAUUCGCAUACCUGGUCGAUCUGGCAAUCCUAGUCAAUCACGAGCUGCUUCCAGUCAGAGAAGAUUACACAGAGAUUCCUCAUUCGCAAGUGCAAGAAGUGUAGGUGCAAGUGUAGACGGAAGAGAUCGACGUGGCUCGUUGCAAUAUGAGGAAGAUGGUCAUGGAAUCUUGCGCAACCGUACAAGUCGCAGACAGAUGAGUCAAAGUUUGGUAGAACCGAGGAUAGGACACGAGCAUGACACAGUAAAAUUCAAUCUUCAAGAUUCAAAACAGAGACGACAGCAGUCCGAAGGGGGCACAUACUCUGGUCUUCCUCAUACCGAAGCGGGUCAUUCAAGAAAUAGAGUGUUACCCUUGCUGGAUACUUCUGUUCACGAGGAAGACUUUAGUCCAACUUCGAGUCCAACAAAACAAAGAGCAAUCUCACCCUCUCGACUUUCUCGAUCGGAAGAUGGUUUAUUACAGCCAAUGUCAUCACAUAGGAGUCUUGGUGCACGCUUCCGUAGCCCUGAUCGAAAGAUUACGCCUCUAUCGAUUAGAGCAAAAGCAUCCGAUAGGUCUAUCAGAACCGAUACUGGACCCAUUUCUCCCACUGCUGCAUCAGCCGCACCGCAAGAACGACCUUCAGAUCCGGCUUCUAUGGGACAAGAAAGUGUUGGAACGAAUGAGAUACCGGGUGAUAAUCCUACGAUCACAAAUGAUACCCAAUACAACGAAUUGAACAUUUCUUCACCUAUUGAUGAAUUACGUGAACGAGCACGGGAGCGAUAUCGUAAAGCAAAGCUUGCUAGACAGUCUCGUAUACCCUCUAGUUCACUUGGUCAAAGGAUGCCAGAAGCGGGCAAACGUCGUCAACAUAUUCGUGAUGCAUCACGACAAAGUCGAUUGAGCUAUUUGAGUACUGUAGGUACACUUACGAGUGUAGGUACCCGGUUCACAGAAGGAAGCUUUGGCGCUCAAGGUGGAUUUCGUGCGAAAUUGGUACGUUCGUUUAAAUUUCCUUCUAAGGCAAAGAACCCAUCAACGCCCAACCUUCGAACGGAAUCACGUAGACAUGUAAGACGUAGUGUGGCCAGUGGUGCAGGUGGUGUUGUCCCUGGUGCGAUUGGAACGAGUGCAGGCGGUACGAAAUGGGUUGGACAAACGUUUGAGAUUGGUAAACGAUUCCGACAAACGAUUGAAAAUCAGGAGGAGUUGCUGUUGGGAGGAGAGUCUGCUUUGGAUGAUGUACCGGAAGAAGAAUUAGAGAAUGCCACGAAUGCGAACAGAAAAGGUCAACAUGAUCGUCAGACGUCAGAAAGUUCAGCCAACAUGCGUAGUCCAGAUGACGUUUUAUUCUCUUUUGCAAAAGAGGCCAGCAAUACAGUCGAUGGAACAGAUGAUGCAAAUCGAAAGAGAAAAUCACGUAAGGGAGCUUCAACAGAUCAAGAGCUUAGCAAGAGUACAGAUGCGACUAAAGCAGACGCAAGCAAUACGCCCGCUCUUAUCCAAAGCAGCUCGGAUAGCGAACCUAGCGACGGAUUACCUGUUACACCUGAACGAGACGGUAACAACAGGAGAAGUGCAGGUGUAGACAGAGAAGACAAACAUGACAGCGAAACAAUGAUGAACGGAGAUGAUGGUAAUGACUUGGAACGUAUUCGAUCCAACACCUCUUUACAAACUGUACCACAGGACAGAGAAGUGCAAGCCAGCUGGGAUAUCGAGAGCCGAACCGGUUGGAGCGAUGUGGUGAGCUUUAUGAGCGCACAAAGCAGCUUGCCAGCCAGUAUUCAGAGGAGCGCACGUUCAGCAGGCGAUAAUCUGAAUGAAUUCGGAACGAAAGCUAAACGUGUAUUCGAUGGACCAUUGUCAGAUUUCCGUGCAAAACAAGUGGCAGCAAAGCAAGCAAGAGAGAAAGGUCGUGCACACGAGCUAAGUCGGACGAUGAUUCGUGAAGGCAGUCAAGGUAGUGAAGAAAUUAAUCGAUCUAAAACACCAACGAUGGAUAAAGAUUCAAAACGACAAGCAGUCAAGAUGUCGCAAAAAGAAAUCUUUGAUUCACCUCAACCACCUUUGGAGUGCGAAGAAAAGUUUCCCGAAGCGACUUUUGAGCUGACGAGAAGGACCAGCUUACCAGGUCUUGCACUAGAUGGCGAACAAAAUGAUGCAGCAAGUGAUCAUGAAGUUGCAGCACGACCCACCUUUACAGAAGAGCCUGAGGUGGAAGAAAGUCCGGAACAGGUAGGCAAUCGUCUCCAAUUACCUUUGCCUGACUUUCGAUCUGAUACACAAAAACGCUCACCAGUCGAAAUCCCCUCUCUGCCUGUAGAUGCAGAAACACCUGCUGAGCGCACACCGGAAGAGCGAAUGACAUCGAUCUUAAAUUUGAAACCUUCGUUCAAUAAUGGAGACAAGAAGGAACAAAAGAUGGUAAGCUUUCUAGGAGGCCCAGUGCCUUCUGCUCGCAAGCGGAGUGUUACAAUGAGCGAAGUUGUUUCUCCCUCCAAUGGUGAAUCAACAGCAACCAACCUGGCUGGACGUAUUCGACCAAUUGUACGAAUGGGUAACGCAGCACCUGCACCGCCGGAAGAAGUGCUUUUACGAGACAGUACGCCGGAUGAACGUACAAAAGAUGGCAAGACGUUAAAUGAAGCUGAUUUGAUCACAAGUCGAUCAAUUUUGAAACGUGAUCGAAUUCUGGUAAAAUUGAUGUGGACAGCUUCAGAAGAUGUUCCAAAAGAAUUCACCGAACGAGAAAGUAGGAAGUAUGAGUUACAUGCUGAUCCAUUUCGGGAAUUCAUGGUCGUCUUUCGAAUGGGCAGAUUGGAAUUAUGGGACGAUCCGAGUUGGACUUCAAGAAUGAUCGGAAAGGCCGACAAUUUGAAGCUGAGGUAUGUUGCACCAUUGCGAAAAGGACAUGCAUUCGUUUCAUUAUACUCGGCUGUGGACACGAUCUUUUGCUUGAGCUUCGUUCCUGCUCAUCAUAGAGGACUGUUCAAUUUGCGCAGAUCUGGUACGCACGUCUGGUUGUUCGAUGGCAGAACGGCUUCUAACAGCGCUGAUUGGAUGUGGGAUCUAUGGCGUGAAUUGGGCGGACAAAUCCCUGAUGCUAUUGAUGUUCACAUUCCUGUGUUGGGAUUCCGCGUCAGGAUUCCUAUUCCGGAUGAAAUUCCCAAUUCACAACAAAAUUCUGCACCCAAAUCCAUGCGUGCUUCCACCAAACCCGGCGUCAAAACUCUCUUUCGGGGAAUUGAUGAAAUCGAUGAGGAAGAAGAUAGCGCAUUGUUGGAAGGAGAAGGAUACAAGCUUAUCAAUCGCAAAAAUGUUGUCAAGGUUGUUUCUCAGCUGGCUCACUUUGUUCCUCAAUGGGCUGAACUUUGUGCACGUUUGGAAGAACGUGGAUUGCAUUUCGGAUUGGCAUGGCGUACGCAUUCGACACUUUCUUGGGUACAACAUGUUCACACGAUGGACAUGCAAAGGCGUGAUUGGGCUGUACUAGUGGGAUCAAUCUUGUGCGACCAUAAAUCACCCAGCACGUUGGAAUUCAGAGCGGCAACUCAUUAUCCUCAAUCGGUACGAACGGUAACAGGAGACACUUUGGAAGAACCGCCGGCGAUUGAAGGAUUUUUAUGGCGUGUGAAAGCAGUUUCUGGAGCUUUGACAAGGUUGUAUAUCACCACGCAAGACGGUCUGAUCUUUGUCAAUCGACCUUCAAGAGCAUUUCCACCUGAACGAUACAUUGCCAUCGAACCAACUCAAGCUCAACAACCCAUUAAACGGUCCAAUUCAUCUGCCGCUGAAUUAAGUGUCGAAUAUAGACGUAGAACGAGAAGAGGCAGUAAAGGCGCACAAAGGGCUGAUGAUACUUUGGCAACGUUGGGUGAAAAAGUGAUCGAAAUGAUUACCACCGAAGCUCAAACGGUAGAAGAACUUGAUGCUCAAACGGAAGCUUAUCGUGCGUUUGAAAAGCGAAGAUUGUUUGAGCAAAUUGCCAAUUCGGACGGAUACGUAGACGUUCGUGAUAUUUAUUCGAUUUAUUGUUUGGAUGGCAAAGGUGGUGUUCGCAGACCAAGUGCUGAUGGAAAGAACGACAAGAAAGGAACACCGAAAGAGGAACCCGCGGCGGAUGAAUUUGAGGACAUCUUCCAUGAUAUCGGAGGCGAAGAAGGAUAUGAACAAUCGCCAGAUCGAAACGCACUAAAGCAAAGCAGACAAUUCGAACUCACGAUGAUGAAUGGCAGAACUGUUCGAUUCGAGGCGUACAGUCAAUCAGUGUGUCACGAAUGGGUGAAUCAGAUUUAUACUUUAUCACGUUACUGGAAAAGAAGGGAGAAAGUGGAUGCAUUGGAAGUGAUGAAUGCAUGUGGACAUGAUCCAGCCUUGAUUCAUCGAACGCACAGAAAGAAUGUCGAAACAAGACCAUUGGAAGCUGAAGCAGGAAGUGAAAGAGUGGCACCUAUCCUAGGCAAUAUUUGGAAUUGGUGUAUCCUUGAUGCUUGCAGAACGAUUUUACGGUCAGGUAGGCUUUUCACAAAGAAGAAACCGUAUGCCGCAUUCGCAAGUCGCUACUGCGUUUUGGUAUCUGGUCGCAUAUUAACUUUCAAAUUGAUGACGUCCAACAGAACAGCAAGAGCACGUCAAAAUGCCGGCCUCUUCCAUAAACGUCAAGAUACGGUAAUCCAUUUAAGGGAUAGUUAUGUGUACAGCGGAAAGUUGACAGAUCAUAUGUUAGUCAAUGGAAGAUCAGACGGAGCAGGAGCUUUGAGUAAUUUCGGAGGUGGAACAGGAGGUGCGACAACUUCCUCUACUCGUCAUACUCUGCCACGAAUUUAUGCUGAUGGCCUUUUGAGUACGGAUGAGGAUGAAGAAUGUACUUUUGUCGUUCGUUAUAGGCCUCAACGUGUAAAUCGAUCUCUCAAUCCUCAUCUUCACAACGAACAAGAUGCGUUCGCACAAGGGGACGGAGACGAUGAUCAAACAAAUGGAAACGAGAACGGAAUCACACAAAAAGCCAAUGCUUCCAUUACAACUUUGCGCGAUUCUACUGUGAAUGUGAUCGCAAUGCGCGCUAGAAGUCGAUUGGAAAGAGAUCUUUGGGUCUGGGCCAUCAAUGCAGAACGUGAAAGGGUCGUUCGCGAUGACGUUGCACGAGAGAAUCAGAUCCGACAACAUGGUCAAACGCCAUACAAGUACAGUCAUCAUCAUAAUUGAUUUGCACCAAUUUAUUAAAACGGACAUUUAUUUUAUACAAUAUACCCAGUAAUAU
This is a messenger RNA of Meira miltonrushii, 5918 nucleotides long. RefSeq lists its product as uncharacterized. Gene Ontology annotation, cellular component: prospore membrane. Gene Ontology annotation, biological process: protein localization to prospore membrane; ascospore-type prospore membrane formation. The coding region runs from base 194 to 5863 and encodes 1889 amino acids. The record is from RefSeq and is a predicted model, not a curated record. The transcript has a single exon. NCBI's taxonomy places the organism in Eukaryota, Fungi, Basidiomycota, Exobasidiomycetes, Exobasidiales, Brachybasidiaceae.